AUGAGGUCUUCAAUGGCCUCUGUCACCUUGACCCUUCUUUUAGCCAUUGUUUCUCUCACCCUACCUUCCCAAAUUUCAGCUAACAGCUACUUGUAUUCUUCACCUCCACCACCAACCACCGUGUACCCUCCGGUUUCACCACCACAUAAGGUGUAUCCUCCGGUUUCACCACCUUACCAUUAUCCUUCUCCAUCACCACCUAAGGUGUAUCCUCCGGUUUCACCGCCUUAUCAUUACUCUUCACCACCACCGCCAGUGUACUCUCCUCCAAAACAUCCUUACCAUUAUAAAUCUCCACCACCACCACACCAUAAGCCAUAUAAGUAUGCUUCUCCUCCACCACCGGUGUACUCUCCUCCUAAGCAUCCUUACCAUUAUAAAUCUCCACCACCACCACACCAUAAGCCGUACAAAUAUCCUUCUCCUCCACCACCGGUUCAUCAUGUCUACCCUAAACCAAUCUACCACUCUCCACCACCACCAAAGACACCGUACAAAUAUUCAUCUCCUCCUCCACCAGUGCACCAUGUCUACCCUAAACCUAUCUACCACUCACCACCACCUCCAUACUACCCUCACCCACACCCCCACCCUCAUCCUCAUCCACACCCCUACCCAGUCUACCAUUCACCUCCUCCAUCCCCAAAGAAGCCAUACAAAUACUCUUCUCCUCCUCCUCCAUCUCACCCUUAUCCCCACCCCCAUCCUCACCCUCACCCCCACCCUCAUCCUUACCCACACCCCCACCCAGUCUACCACUCACCCCCUCCCCCACAUAAAAAACCAUACAAGUAUUCAUCUCCACCACCUCCAACCCACCACGUUUACCCUCACCCAAUCUACCACUCACCACCACCACCAAAGAAGCCAUACAAAUACUCAUCUCCACCACCACCGGUUCCCACACCCUACAUUCCUCACCCAGUGUACUCACCACCAAAGAAACCAUACAAAUACUCAUCCCCACCACCACCAGUUCACCCUCCAUACGUUCCACACCCAGUGUACUCACCACCAAAGAAGCCAUAUAAGUACUCAUCUCCUCCACCACCAGUCCACCCUCCCUACGUUCCACACCCAGUUUACUCACCACCUAAGAAACCAUACAAGUACUCAUCUCCUCCACCACCAGUCCCCACUCCCUACGUUCCACACCCAGUUUACUCCCCACCAAAGAAACCAUACAAAUACUCAUCUCCCCCACCACCAGUCCCUACUCCCUACGUUCCUCACCCAGUUUACUCACCACCAAAAAAACCAUAUAAAUACUCAUCACCUCCACCACCAGUCCCAACUCCCUACGUUCCACACCCAGUUUACUCACCACCAAAAAAGCCAUAUAAAUACUCCUCUCCACCACCACCAGUCCCUACUCCCUACGUUCCUCACCCGGUUUACUCACCACCAAAGAAGCCAUACAAGUACGCUUCUCCUCCACCUCCACCAGUUCACACUUAUCCUCCUUACAUUCCUCACCCAGUUCACCACUCUCCUCCACCAACUCCAACCAAAAAGCCUUACCUCUAUGUUUCUCCUCCCCCUCCUUACCACUCUUAG
Lathyrus sativus (Indian pea) is the source of this 1557-nucleotide messenger RNA. The record is from the annotation of a GenBank genome assembly. NCBI's taxonomy places the organism in Eukaryota, Viridiplantae, Streptophyta, Magnoliopsida, Fabales, Fabaceae.